Cladophialophora psammophila CBS 110553 is the source of this 2733-nucleotide messenger RNA. RefSeq lists its product as uncharacterized. NCBI's taxonomy places the organism in Eukaryota, Fungi, Ascomycota, Eurotiomycetes, Chaetothyriales, Herpotrichiellaceae. The transcript has a single exon. The coding region runs from base 1 to 2733 and encodes 910 amino acids. The record is from RefSeq and is a predicted model, not a curated record.
AUGCGGCCGUCGACUAAUCAUUCCGACGACGACGAGCAGCCGCGUGUGAAGAUCCACGUGGACAGGAUGGAUUCCGUGGUUGCGCGGCUUGCCCGAGAGCGGGAGAAAGGGAGGGAACACGGCGGAGUGGUGCUCACCGAUCGCUCAAAUCAACCCCAAAGCAACAACGUUGCUUUCCUGGGCGGUCCUGCAGGGCUUGGGUCGAUGUCGGACCUGGACAGUGGACACGAGCUGAAUCCGAGUUUUGACCUGAGUGGAGAUAUUGGUCUCAAUCCCGGAAACGCAUUCGCCAGUGCCUUAAAUUUCGACUUCGACUUCGAAAAUGGGACCACGGACGUCUUCAACGCCAAUGACCAGGGAGGCGUGUUCAACUCUCACCCACUCCUUCCGAUUCAGUUGGAACUUCAGGAAUCAAGAAAUUUUCCCGGAACAACAAACGUCUGUGCCACAACUACUGCAACAUCCUUAGAAGAGAACAGCAAGACGCUCAGCCCUUUGCUUUCACAGUUGUUCAACAACGAGAUGUUUACGCGCACCACGGCAUGUGGUACCGCAAUCCUGGCGGAGAAGAUUGAAAUGAUGAGUUUUUCCGACGACGAUGUGACGGAUGCAGAGAAGUUGCUCUCGACGAUCUCGCACGAACCAAAUGUGCUCGAGGUGCUGGAUAUCUCCAUUAAAUGGUGGAUUGCGUGGAGGGACCAGGCGGUCGCGAUGCAGGAUGUGACUGUCUCUCUAUUCUCGAAGGAUGACAACGAGGAGGAGCAGCAGACACAAGGACAGGAGAGUAUGACUUUGGAGUGUGCAGUCCCUGCACUACACAGUAACGCAACGGAAACCACGUCCUCUUCAACAAGACCGGAUUCAAGUGCGAGUUUGGGAAUAAGGGGCCACCAUUCCGACCCACCUAUGUCCUUCCGGGACUUCGUGCUCACCAAACUGUCUCGCUCACAAGAACCCGUGUCGUUUGCCACGGGCCUCCUCUGCGUCGCAAUGUCGCUCUACCAACUGCGGCCGGGCGUCGACGACGGAAAACUAAACAUCUCUACAUCUCCAUCCGACCUCGCCGACCGAAUAGUGCUGGCGGUGGACACGAUCGUCCUCUGUCCGACGUCCCAACACAAACACACGCGUGACCCUGGCGUGCUGUUGCUCCUGAUGAUUCGCGCCAAAAUGUUCGCCGAGAGCAACCAACUACGCAAGUCUUGGCUGUGCAUCCGUAGAGCGCUGGAAAUCGCAAAGGACACAGGGUUCACGGAACCGAAGAUGCCGUUGCUCGGCGACGGUCUGGGCGAGUAUGCGCCCAAGGUGUGCGGACUGGAAUUGACCAAACUCUUCUCCCGACAGCGCUUUAUCGGCUCGAUCAUGGAACUCGACCGGCUCAUGAGCAUGGUCCUGGGCUUUCCACACGCCGAGGAUGUCAAGUUUACAGAUCAAUUGGCGAUGGCCGUGUUGAAGGGUGAGCGACAGGGCCAGAAGACGGCCCCAAGCCAAGGAGGGGGAGACGGAGGAGGAGCGGCGUCGACAAUAUCAGCAGAUAUCAAAAUGCGCGCCCUGAGACGGGUGGUGUCCAUCGUCGCGGGCCGGGUGAACGACCGCAAUGCAAGCUGUGAUUCAGACCGCGUCAAACACCGGACCACAAUGGACAUUCAAGCAACAUUGACUGAAGCAGCAGACGCCAUGCCUCAAGGCUGGUGGGACGUGGGAUCGCACCUCGAGACUUCCGAUCCGUUUCUGGCGCACGAACAUCUCACCACGCAAAUGUGGUUCUGGCAGGUCCAGUCCUUCCUCCAUCUGCCCUUUAUGCUAAAACUCAACUCCUCCGCCAUCAGUGCUGCUGCAGCUCAGGGCCAGAAUCACCACGACCACGACCACAUCCAGAACGGCAACAAUACAGCCACAGACCCGUACGAAGUGAAUAAAGACCUCUGUCUCCAGGGCUGUCGCGGCAUGAUCCGAGUCUUCAACCUGCUCCGCUCAGACCCUUCGCUGGCAGUGUACAUCUGCAGCUGCGAGGACUUUCAAGGGGUGUUCAGCGCGUGUAUACUAAUGGUGGGCCUACUCAUGCGCAUGUCAUGCUGUUCGCGGACGCUACCCGAGCCCGAGGAGUGCGAGGGGGCCAUAGGAGAAAACGUCGGCGAGGACCUCGCUCUCAUCGAGGACAUCAAGGAUAUCUUCCGGUACCGCGCCACCGAGCAGGGCGGCAGCAUCAGCAGACAGGGCCUGAGAGUGCUGGAGGAGCUCGGCUCCUUCUUGUACGAAGACGAGGACGUCGACGGCGGCUUGCUCGAUCGAGCCGAGCAGGUCAAGCGCAGGACCGUCGUCCUCCCGUACUUUGGGGCAAUUCAUCUGGAGUUGAGGCCGCCACGGCAUCAUGUGCGCGACAUCGCCAAGGCCAGCGUACUGCCGCGAAGUAGUGCCAUUCGGGGAUUCAGCGCAGCAGAAGAGAUGGCAUGUCCGAGUUCAUCUGAGCAACCUGUCGAGGGACGAACUAUAACGGAUUGUCCUGGACAAAUAAUCGAGCCCAUGUGCUUACCAUCUUCCAACUGGGACCGCGAAGCCAAUUUCGACGCCAUUGCCAGUGGCGGUCUUGACGCCGACACAGCGCUCCAAUUCUCCAUGCCAGAGGCGAAUUUGAAUUGGGAUCGCUUUCUCUACGGGCACGAGCUGGCUCAGAAUUGGAGUGCCGACCUACCUGAAUGGCCCACUACUAUGGACAUGGACAUGCCACCUUGA